Parnassius apollo (apollo) is the source of this 876-nucleotide messenger RNA. The record is from the annotation of a GenBank genome assembly. Lineage: Eukaryota; Metazoa; Arthropoda; Insecta; Lepidoptera; Papilionidae.
AUGUCAGAUAAGCGUUGCUGUGUUCCACGAUGUAAGGAGAGCGGAGUUAUAGUUUCAAAAAAAUCUGCAGAUAUCAAAAGCAAACCUAUUGAAGAAAUUUUGAGCGUGCCAGAACAGUCAACAUCAUCAGUCUCAAAUAAAUCUGCAGACAUCACAAGAAAACCUAUAGAAGAAAUAUUGAGCGUGCCAGAACAGUCAUCAUCAUCAGAAGACAACAUGGCGAUAGAUCUGUAUUACACGCCGAGUUCGGCACCUUGCCGCGUAGUGCUUUUGGUGGCGGCUGCACUCAAUAUCCAGCUGAACCCGCAUGUAGUAAAUCUUAGAGGCGGUGAACAAUUACAACCUGAAUUUUUAAAGCUUAACCCGCAGCAUACUGUUCCGACGAUUGUGGACGACGGUUUCUCGUUAUGGGAGUCCCGGGCAAUAAGCAGAUACUUAGUGAAUACGUAUGGUGUCGACAGUUCGUUAUAUCCCACAGACCCUAAAGUCAGGGCCUUAGUAGAUCAGAGACUUGACUUUGAUAUAGGGACCCUGUACCCAAGAUUCGCAGAAUACUUUUACCCACAAAUCUUCGCCGGCGCGUCUGCAGACAAAGCUUUACAUGGAAAGCUGCAGGAAGGUUUGAAGUUUCUCAACACUUUCCUGGAGGGUAACAAGUACGCGGCUGGGAAUGAACUGACCCUCGCUGACCUCAGCCUUGUGGCCACAGUAUCCACUAUAGACGCUGCUGGCAUCAGCCUUCACGAGUACCCUAACGUCGAGCGUUGGUUCGAGUUAGUGAAGAAAACAGCUCCUGAUUACGAGGAAGCCAACGGGAGGGGUAUUCAAGUGUUUAAAGCUAUGGUGAAGAAUCUUUUGCCAAGAUCAGAAUUGUAA